AUGCACGAUGAGGAAGAGGAGAAAAUCCUCUAUAAAGAACCCAAGCACCGAAUUGUGCUCCACGUCUAUGACGACGAGAGUAAAGAAUUCACUUCAUUGACCACAUAUCACGGCAUGAUCCGUAUCUACUCUUCCCAUACCUGGCCUAGUCGGAUAUUUUGGUCGCUGGUUGUGGUGACUUGCCUAGUGCUGUUUAUUUUGCAUUCUGGUCUAAUGCUCCAAUUCUACCAUUCUAAACCGACAUUCCGGAAAUUUACCCAUGAAAUCAUGGAGCGAGAAGAUUUACCGGAUGUCACGGUUUGCCGGGAGAAUGGGUUCAAGGAUAAAUUGUGGAAAAAGUACAACCUCACCGACUACGGGGUGAAUGUGAUCUCGCGAAUUUUGCGGCAUGAAUAUUUGGACGAAAAGGAGAGGGCCAUCAUGAAUCGACUUCACAAAAAGCUUUCGGUCGAAGAAAUCUACACAAACUACAGCCUGGCCUGUCGCGAGCUGUUCUCGUCACUGCAGGUCGGCGGCUCGCGCAUCGAACCGUGUAAAUAUGCGCAGAAAAUCAUGACCGAAUAUGGGACUUGUUGGUCGUUGGGGAGAUGGCCUACGAAGAGGCCGAACGAACGUGUGCGAAUCCAGGUGCGGAAUCCGGGAGCGAAAUCGAACGUCAUUGUCCACGUGCACAGCCGCCUCGUCCCCCCGAGCAUCAGCGCCAAAGGCAUUCACGUACCGCCGAACCGGACGGCUCACAUGAUUGUACACCCAAAUAUUGUCGACUACCUCGAGAUUGGCUCAUGGGGCACGUGCAGCAAGGAAUGGGACAAAAGCAUACCAGCAAAACACGACUACACCCUCACCCACUGCUUCCGCUACUGUUUAGCGGCGCAAUUCUUGAAAGGAUGUGGCUGUGCACCGUUCCACAUCAACCACUUUGGCAAUACGACCUGCACCUUAAUAAAGAUGAAUAGUAAUAUUACCGAAAUCAUCAUCGAUUUCCCCUCCAACAAACUGGUCAGGAUCAAGCAGUACAAACGGUUCCAGGCAACAGAUUUGCUGAGUUACGUCGCCGGCAGCAUGGGUCUAUUCCUCGGAAUGAGCUGCUGGAAGAAAAUAUCGGGAUAUUGGUUGGCAAGGAUCGGAAACCAUCCGUCUUCCAAAUGCCGGAAACGAGGAUACACCCACUGCCAAGAAAUAAGCUACUGGACCGGGUGCGGAGUGGUACCUCAUCGUCGGCCGGAUCUGGCGCAAGACCAACGAGGACCUUUUCGAAUUCGAUGCCCGAUCCAAACAACAGCCAAACGAGAAGGAGAUUAUCCCAUUUUCCGGGGAUCGGAUUUUGAUAAAACGAGGCAAAUUGGCCCCGAGCUGCUUGUAAAGACCUCGAGGUCGGGAAGGCCCUUGGCGGACCAUGAUCAAUUCGGGAUGGACUUCGACGUGGAGUACUCGUUGAAUAAAAAUAACAGAUGGGAGCUGCCCGAUAUCAUUGCCUCCGAGUUCCCCGUUGAUCAGCAAACUACAAUCGCGGCUGUCAAGGACCACGAUCAAUUCGGAAUGGACUUCAACGUAGAAUACUCGUUGAACAAGAAUAACCGAUGGGAACUGCCCGAGAUUAUUGCUUCGGAGCUGCCCAGAUAUAAGCGCGCAACCCUCUCCACCAUCAACGUCGAGCUGGCCCUCAGCAAGAAGGAGCGACAAAAGAUCCAGGAAUCGAAGAACUAUGAUGAGCGCUACCACUUGAAGGGAGCAACAGCUCAGACUUUCCAAGAGAGCAUCGAUGGUGAGAUCAAAAAGAAGGCUUCGAAGACUGGAAGGACUCAGCUGAGGACAUGGAAUAACCCCAAGAAACACUCCCGACCCCAUGACUACGAGGAGGAAGGACGAGUCAUCUGCAUCUGUGGCAAGUGCAAGCCCACCCAGAAGGAGAACAUCGUCGACUACACCGUCGUCACCUACACGAGCACAUGCCGAGAUGGAGACCGACGAAAUUACCGACAAGGAAUGCAUACUGUCGAUGAGACCGAGGAACCUCAGUACUACUGGCAAAAGCCCGAGCCCAAGUACUCCAAGAUGGUCGUCGACUACCUCCCCAAGAAGAAGAAAAACGAGAUGCGCCGCCUCAAACACGAGAAGCACACCUACGCCGAGGAA
This is a messenger RNA of Mesorhabditis spiculigera, 2136 nucleotides long. Lineage: Eukaryota; Metazoa; Nematoda; Chromadorea; Rhabditida; Rhabditidae. The record is from the annotation of a GenBank genome assembly.